Rhipicephalus microplus (southern cattle tick) is the source of this 737-nucleotide messenger RNA. Its product is annotated as venom metalloproteinase antarease TserMP_A-like. NCBI's taxonomy places the organism in Eukaryota, Metazoa, Arthropoda, Arachnida, Ixodida, Ixodidae. Gene Ontology annotation, molecular function: metalloendopeptidase activity. The record is from RefSeq and is a predicted model, not a curated record. Gene Ontology annotation, biological process: membrane protein ectodomain proteolysis.
GAGUUCGCUAGCAACAGACAUGGAACAAUUGAUGCGAGUGCUAUGUUGAACGGGUUACAGAGGUACGCAAAUGAAGGAAAAGUACCAGGGCAUCGCGACGCGGUUUACCUUGCUACAGCACUUGACAUGCAAAUGAAGCAGGAUAACACUGUUGCAGGACUUGCAAAUUUUGCCUCAGCCUGUAGGAAAUCAGCAGUAGGUGAAGGUGAAGAUAUGCCUCAUACAUACAACGGGGUAAACACAAUGGCCCACGAACUGGCGCAUACGUUAGGAUCACCUCACGACGAAACCCCGGAGUGUCCGUGGGCCAAAGGAUAUCUCAUGAGUUAUGUGGACGGCGGAUUGAACAAGUUCAAGCUUUCGCCGUGCAGCGAGAAAAGCAUCAGACGCUACGUGCAGUAUCUAUCAGAAGAGUGCAUCAGAGUCCAGAGUAGCAAGAACUACAACCGGGAACACAGAAAAUUUCCAGGACAAUCUGUGCGUGCACAGUAUCUGUGCCGGAAGUUGCUAAGAGUGAAUCAGGGAAGGAAAGUCACCGCAAAAGAGAGUGCCAACUGCAAAAUGCAGUGCUGCAAUCGAGCAAGUUUGGGUGGGCCACCUUGCAGGACAUACCCCAUGCUGGACGGUAUGCAGUGCGCACACGGCAAGACUUGCAAAAGAGGAAUCUGUGGAGUACACACGUGGACAAACUAAACAAUAACAUUCGAAAAACAUUGGCCCCAGAUUGUUGCUUUGGA